UAUAAAACCGUUCGAAAUCACUAAUAUCAAGUUAUAAUGUAAACGCCUUUGUUUCAACGACAGGACUGGGUUCGUAGGUGUUAAAAUUUCCCAAGUAGAACCUGGAAUGUGAUUCAAUCAUAAUUCUUUAUGUGUUUUCUUGUGUGAAUAAAAAAAAAAAAAGAACACAUUUGCAUCGUUUUAUUUUCAAUUUUCUCCUGUAUUUAAGAGCAUUCUUUGUAUUUAAUCGUUUUCUGCUUAUUUCCUUUUUGUUUGUUAGUAUGAGUAAUUCAAGGAGGGAAAUCUUACGUGAAGUAGCGAAAGCAAAGAAAGCCAAGCAACAAAAGCCCCAAUCCAUUGAAGACGUUUUUGAAGAAGCCAUUGAGCAAGAAGAGAGUGGAGAUCGUUGGCGACUUGACCCUGAAAAGUGCUACCGAUUCUACGAAAAAGCUUCUAAAGCCUAUGAUGAGUACUUGAGUGUUAAGUCAAAUGAUUUUGAUGCUUGGUUCAAUAAAGCUAGACUCUAUUUAAAUAUGGUAUCAAAUUGCGAUAUGCUGUCAAGUAAAUCGAAUCAAUAUCUGCAAAGCAGCAUUGAUCUACAUAAAAAAGCCCUCAGUCUAGAAACGAAUUCCGAAGCAUAUUUUAAUCUUGCACAAACCCACAAGUUCCUUGCUGAAAACUGCACGGAAAGUGGGAAUGAGCAAUUGGCAGUACUGCACAUUCAAUCAGCAUUGGAUGCAUGCAUGAAAUGCUCAGUGCUUCAACAAGAAGAAUUUUCACAAAAAAAGUUGGAAUUGGAACAAAUUUCCUCGUCGGGUACGGCCAACAUUGACUUUGAGAAAUUUUAUGCGAACGUAACUCAGGCCGAUGAAGACUCUGCCAUUCAAUUAGGAGAUCUUGCCGCUUUGGCUGCGAGCACAACUUAUUUCACGGAUGCGGAUUUCGAAAAUUUGAUCCAACUCGUUCAACCCGUUUCUGCAAAGUAUGAUGUACUGAAAUUUAUGGACUGGCAUCUUGCAAGGGAAAAGCGUCUUGUAUUAUCAGGACAGCAUCCUGAACAAGCGUGGUUGGAUUUGUUACAAGUCUACGAUGAUCGUCUAUCACAAUUACCUGAAAUUAACUUGCAAAAUCCGUUACAGGCAUCAAAUGCACCAACAAAGCCCAUCCACAUUCAACUACUGUGUGAUAAGGCCGACGCAUUUGCAGAAUACGCAGAAACACUGAUUCAAGCCCAUUUACAACAAAGCGCAAGUCCAUCUGUGGAAGUCUUAACAAGGGCAUGGAAUAUAUUUGGUCAAGCAGCAAAAGCAUUGAAAUUGGCAAGCACAUAUGAUGCUACCCGUACAAGGAUAUGGAUUAGUAGAGCGGAUUUGGAGAUUCAAAGAACGAAUAUCCCUUUGGCUAUUGCUGAAAAUUCAAGAUCCCUCUUGCUUAAUAAUGCAAAAGUUAUGUAUGAACGAGCGUAUAAGGAAAUUCAGACAAGAAAAAAUACCAGAACAUUUUACGAAGCUGUUGUCAAACAUGAGCUAAUUCAAAAAAAAAUAGGAAUUCAUCCAGUUACUCCUCUCGCUGUCAUUCCAGAUGAAGCAAGAGAAGACAUCUUGGAGAGUCUAUAGCUAAAAGAUAGACUGGAAGAAAGAAAAAACAAUAAUCCGUCAUUUUUUUCGUUGUGAAUCUUUUAAAUUGUGUAUUUUCGCUUCGUAGUACUUCAUUUUUUCAGUAUGGUCC
Messenger RNA from Schizosaccharomyces octosporus yFS286, 1707 nucleotides. RefSeq lists its product as uncharacterized. NCBI's taxonomy places the organism in Eukaryota, Fungi, Ascomycota, Schizosaccharomycetes, Schizosaccharomycetales, Schizosaccharomycetaceae. Gene Ontology annotation, molecular function: protein binding. Bases 261 to 1595 code for a protein of 444 amino acids. The record is from RefSeq and is a predicted model, not a curated record. The transcript has 2 exons.